GCUAGGGAGUCUGAUCGUGGUGUAACCUCAUUGUAACCUCUCUGUAGUGGUGCCGAUAAAAUACAACAACAGGACGAUUGUUCAAAUCGAGUAUCCUGAUCUUCUCGAAUAAGGAUAAAAGCUGGGACCCGGGAAUGGGGAAGUUGAGAAAACGCUUGCUGCCCCAGUCGGUGUCAGACGGUGUUUCUGUAUUUAUAUUAACGUCGCUCAUUCAGAUUCUGUACUGGUUCGAGGUGUUUAUGGUCCUGCCGAAACACUACGAAGACAAUAUCUACAUCUACGCCUUUCACUGCGUCCUGUCGACGUGGUUUCUGUUUAACGUGAUGGGCAACUACGUGUUCUUGUACUUGACCGACACGAGCAUCCAAGGGAAAAUGUUAUCUUCGGACUUUCGCCCUUACUGGAAGUACUGCGAAGUGUGUGAAACGCUGACGCCCCCGAGAUCAUGGCAUUGUCAUAUUUGCAAAACGUGCAUCCUGAAAAGGGAUCAUCACUGCAAUUUCGCCGCGUGCUGCGUGGGCCACCUCAACCACCGAUACUUCUUGCUAUUUCUGUUUUACCUCUCAGUGGCCGGCCUGUACUGCGCCUACUAUAACGCCAUAUUCCUGUGGAACACCACUUCUUUCGCCUGGUCCGGCAUAAUGAAGGUGGUUUUCCCACUCGCUAUAUUCUUCUCUGGCUCAGACAUGUCUCUCAUGCAAAUAUAUCGAGUGCUCUGCGUCACAACCAUCCUCGGCAUGAUUUUCGUCAUAGCCAUUUCGAUGUACUACGUCCAGAGUGCUACGAAGGGCCUCGUCGUGUACGAAAGGGCCAAUGGUAUCAAAGACUAUCAGCUCGGUUCGGUCAGAGAAAACGUGAUACAAGCCCUCGGUGAACGGUGGUACCUUGUUUGGAUUUCACCUUUCAUAUACUCUCGACUCCCCAAUGACGGUAUCGACUGGAAACCGGUCAAAAUGAUCUCGAAUAAAAGCAAAUAAACGUUUUGCUGCUCUAAAACUAAACUUUUUUCUUUGUGUGAUAUGAGAUAUCUAAUCGCCUCUUAUUGGCCUAUCGUCCAAUUUAUACGCUUGAGAGUGACAUGGUUGUUGCAGAGAGCACAGACGGGGCCAAACAUUUACAGUUUUUUGUGAUAUUUAUCUUACAUUCCUUUGUGAUAUUGAAAGCCAUCGGACCUCGAGAUCGAACUUCGAUGCGCCUUCGAACAAAUUUAUGUCUAAGUCAUUCGCUUCUUCACAUCACCGAAAUUUAUAAAAGAGGUAUUAAUUAGUCUAAUCCCUCUUCGACUGGCUGGUGAGCCCAGCAUGAUUUUACCCUGUGUAGAGAUAGUUUUAAAAUAUUUUACAUGUUCCACAAUUGAUUCACUAGCCAAAAACAAUCAGAGAGUGUUAGUAUUAUUUGAAACCAGUAAGUUUAUUUUAAGAAAAAUAUUUAAAUUUGUAAAAGCACUUGGAAAAGGCCGCAUUUCAUUUAUCUUUCAAAAUAAAUAUUUUUUGAUCAAUUUAAAGUUGAAAGAGUUUAAGUGGUAUACAAUAUAGAAUUUCUUUGUAAUGCUAUACAUUUUUAAAACCACUGCAUUGUAGUAAUUGUUUUAUUUUACAUGUCAAGUUCUCAAAUAUUUAUUGGCUAUAAAAUGUCAAAAGCAGAAGCCGUUAAUAAAUGCUUGACUACGCUGUUUUAAAACAAAUUGCUCAAUAAUAAACCGAGGGUUGUGUCAAUGUUUUUCUUUAAAAG
Messenger RNA from Cimex lectularius (bed bug), 1731 nucleotides. RefSeq names its product probable palmitoyltransferase ZDHHC24. The record is from RefSeq and is a predicted model, not a curated record. Gene Ontology annotation, molecular function: palmitoyltransferase activity. Bases 135 to 977 code for a protein of 280 amino acids. NCBI's taxonomy places the organism in Eukaryota, Metazoa, Arthropoda, Insecta, Hemiptera, Cimicidae. The transcript has a single exon.